CAGGGUCAAAGGUUAUUGCCACACAUCAUAAAAACGCGCAAACAAAGAACCAUGGGCCGAAUUGUUCAGCUGCCCACAAAGCUGGAGUCACAAAAGAUUGGCUGAUAUCAUGCAUGUUUGAGCUGCCAAGUUUUUGUUUUGUUGAAAAACACAAAACAGCCGCGGAAAAACGUACCAGACACGCCUGGAAGAAAUGCUUGACGUCUGACUGCAAAUGUCACUUUGGUUUGAGUUGACUUUUGGCACCGCCAAGGCCGGCCGGCUCUCGGAAUGCCUUCACACUUGCUGAGCCAGCGUCACAGAAACAUGACAUUUGGUAGGCACAUCUGUCAUGAGUACAGUGCCCUGGGAAAAGAAAAAGGAAAAAAACACCUCUACUCAAGAAGCCAUUCCGCCCCCCCAAAACAUGUUUUGAAACAGUAACGACUUCAAAUUCAACUUUGGACCUUCCGCAGUGCCUUUGUUUAUCUUAAGUGAAUGAAUGGAUGGAUGUCUCCUUCAAAGUGCUGACGGUGCAGUCUUGUCAGCCCGUGCCAAAGUGAAUGAUCAUACUUUGUCCUUCAGGAAGCAAUCUCCUGGACUUGAUAUUCACUUUCACUUGCUUGUUUAGCAACUCUUUUUCCCCCUUGCAUGUUUCCUGACACCACUUAAAGGACUUAACUUUGUCAUUUGCCCAGAAUAAAAGGCAACCAUACCAUUUUUAUUUUGAAAAUGUCUUCACCAAUAUUAGUUGAAUCUUUUUGUACCUUUAUUGUAGUUAGUUUUUUUAUUAUUACUGUUGACUUGAGAAUGUAAUAUUUGUGUAUUUUUCAUCCCAUAGCUUUGAUGCAGUGGAAGUACAAAAACGUGGCAUUUCUCACGCUCUAACGGUUUUUUGGUGUGUGUGUUUUUUUUUUUGUUGUUUUUUGUUACUUGUAGUGGUACAUUCCACUUUAGUUUCCAGGCGAAACGUUUUCCGUCCGAGUGGUACAGCCCACUUCUCCCGCGGAGGGUCGGAGGGAGACAGGCAAGCAAGCAAGUCAGGCAGGCGAGCGGGCUAGCGGGCUGAUUUUCAUCCCCAUUUAGGACGCGCGAUGUCGAGCACACUCCGGCGCAGUCCAGCCCACGGAGCCAUGGAGCCGCUCUACCGACUUUUAGCAACGCUCCUCGUCGUAUACGGACCCGCCGGCGUCGGCGGCGACCUGGUGCUGGCCCCCGAGAAAGUGGACGCCGUGCUGGGCAAGAGGAUCACGCUGGGCUGCCACAUCAAGUUGGUGCCCAACAUCACGCUCAUCCAGAGCUCGUGGGAGCGCCAGAUCGCUUCGGGCAGGGAGGUCCUGGCCGUGUACCACGUGGACCACGGCACGUACGUCCACCCCGAGUUUGCCGCCCGCGUGGCCUUUGUUUCCACCACCAACCGAGCGGUCAACAUCUCCCUGAGCGGCGUGACUCUGGAAGAUGGGGGCGCGUACACCUGCAAGGUGUCCACUUUCCCGCUGGGGAACGGCCAGGCGACCACCCAGCUCAACGUCUUAGUGGAGCCCAAGGCGUACGUGUCGGCCGGGCCCGACACCCUGCUGGAAGGCGAGGCCGAGUCGCUGGUGGCCACCUGCGUGGCCGAGCGCGGCCUUCCCGCCGCCGAGGUCUCCUGGGAGACGGAGCUGAGCGGGCGCGUGGAGACGCGCCGGCGCGACGAGGCCGACGGCACGGCCAGCGUGCACCUGCGCUACUUGUGGACGCCCGGGAGCGCCGCCCAGGGCAAGAACCUCACCUGCGUGGUGCGCCACCCCACACUGGAGACGGACUUUCGCAUCGUCUACGUGCUCAAUGUUCACUUUGCGCCGACGGUCCGCAUGGAGGGCGACGAGCAAAACUGGUACGCCGGACAAGCCAACGUCACGUUGAGCUGCAACGCUCGGGCCAACCCGCCCGUCCGGGAGUAUCGCUGGGCCAGGUUGGACGGCCCCAUGCCGGAGCGCGUCGCCGUCACGUCCAACAGGCUGGCCUUCACACGGCCGCUGACGCUGAACGACUCGGGCGUGUACCGCUGCCAAGCCACCAAUGACAUCGGCGCGGGCAGCCGGGACGUGUCCCUCUGGGUCCAAGAACCCCCUUCCACCACAGCGGCGACCGCCACCACCAGCCCACCCGGCGGCGGCGCCGCGGCCGGCACGGCGCGCUCCCCGUUGACCUCGCCCACGCUGGCCCCCGUGCAGGACAACGAGACGCUGGGCCUGGUGGCGGGCGGCGUGGCGGGCGGCGCGCUGGUCCUGAUCCUGGCUGUGCUGGCCGUCUGCUUCUCGUUGCUGCGCAAGCGGCGCACCUUCCGGGGCGACUACUACACCAAGCAGUACCUGGGCCCGUCGGACGUGCAGAAGGAGACGCAGGUGGACGUCCUGCAGCCGCACGAGCUCCACGAGGUUUACGGAGACAAAGGCAGCCAGGAGUUCAAGUCCAAACUGUGCGGCGACGUCAUCUGCGACGGCUGGGCCGAGCCGGACCGCGCCUACCGCCCCGACGGCUACCAGCAGACGCAGCACCCGCACGGGCUCAGCAACGGCUCGCCGUACCUCCCGGGCGGCGACGGCGACUACGUGGCGCACCAGGACGGAUCGGUCAUCUCGCGGCGGGAGUGGUACGUCUGAGCUCAAGCCCUUCGCCUUGACGCAUUGACCUCUUGGAAGCUCUCGCCGUUGAGUGACAAAAGGCGCGAGGCUUUCCGACACACUACUGAGAUGCCGACUGGCUGGCUGGCUGGCUGGCUGGCUGGCUGGCUGGCGCAGAUGUCAAAGACACACGCACACACACCUGCUGGAGCGCCUCCGUUUACCAAAGCUUGCUUCACAUUUUCCUCUCGCAAAGGCCAAAGCAAAUGUGAUGGAUGUAACCUGCAAGCAAGCGAGCUGAGUGACAAACUUUGCGUGUCCAGGAAACGCUCGGAAAAAGCUCCACCAGAAAUAUCGGGCCAAUCUGUGCUCCCAGUGACAUCAGGAUGCCCCCCCCCCCCCCCUCACCAGGAAAAUCGGAAAAAAAAUAGUUUGGCUGGAGGAGGAGGACGUCUUUGCGGAGACAUUGUUAGCCGCUGACAUCAGCUGAGAAAAAGUGCAAGAAAGUGGAGAGGGGAAGACGCGUUCCCCAGAAAGAGGAGGAGACUCCGGGCCUGUGUCGCAACGGCGCUUCGGCAAAGCGCUGACAUCAUCGCUAACUUGCACUUUUUUCCUCUCUGCCCUCCAAGAGGAAGCGUGGAAGCCUGGCGGGCGAGAGCCUCGCCGUCCGCUUUGGCCAAAGCAAAUCCAGCCGUGCCUUGCCGGACAGAGUCCAGAUGCCUUGGGAUGAUUGAUGGCUUCUUUCCAAAAAGAAAAGACGUGUCACACAUGUCACCUUCAAAAAGGGGCUAGCUAACAAGUCGCAUGGAAGUUUGAAGCAAAAGCUCCAAAAUGUGAUCUCCACAAUUAUUUGGGGGGGGGGGGGAUGCGUUGCCAUGUGUCUCCACCUCUUUGGGGUUUUUGUGCUGCCGCUUGUGGGCGCAUCCCGUCCCCGCCCUCGCUGAGAAUAAACCUCUUUAAUGUCUCUGGCGAAGCCUGCAGGGGGGCGCGGUGGGGCGCAAGUCCAAUCUCCCUGGCGAAAUUGCGCCUUCUCGACACAUCUGCUGCAAAACAAAUCCACCUUUUGCGUUUAGGAGGCACUCUGGAAAGAAAGAAGUUGGCCUUUUGAAAAAGACUUUUUGUUGUGCACACCAAAAAGUCUUUUUGCAAGUACUCAUCAAGGGUCUUAUUCAACAAAAAGGUCCAAAGUACUGUUUCAGUUGAUCACAAACGUGUUUUUCUUCCCCAUGUUGUCAGAUCCUUUUUUUUUUUUUUUCCCCCCAUGAUGAAUGCAAAACUUUUCAGGAAGGAACGUUUGUAUGUGGAGCACUUUGCUUGCGUGCACGCGUGAGGGAGGGAUGUAUGUGCAACGUCUUCAAGCGUCUUCUUCACCUCAUCAACCAUUUUGUCGGUUAGCGUUAGCUUCGGCCGUUUGGGUGCCUUACUUUGUCUCUGAGAUUUCAAGACGCGACAAAAACUCGUUUGUCUUGCGCCUUUUCAAUCGGACGCGUCGAACUCGUUACGUUAGCGAGCCAAAAUUGGGAAAUAUUGUCUUGUACAUAGAGUGUCAUUUUUUGAAUUGUUGAAAAAUGUUUCUUUUUUUUCCACGUGUAAUAUUGACGCGUUUUGUAGCGACUUCUGGCGCUGUCCCGGGAAGCGCCGAUGAAUGAAUGAACAAGGUUUUGUUUUUGUUUGCAAUAAAAGUUUGUGACUUUA
Molecule: messenger RNA, 4280 nt
Organism: Syngnathus acus (greater pipefish)
Lineage: Eukaryota; Metazoa; Chordata; Actinopteri; Syngnathiformes; Syngnathidae
Product: nectin-3-like protein
Exons: 6
Coding region: 1074-2624 (516 amino acids)
Biological process (GO): homophilic cell-cell adhesion; heterophilic cell-cell adhesion
Cellular component (GO): adherens junction; apical junction complex
Source: RefSeq, a predicted model, not a curated record